Pyrenophora tritici-repentis Pt-1C-BFP is the source of this 2877-nucleotide messenger RNA. The record is from RefSeq and is a predicted model, not a curated record. NCBI's taxonomy places the organism in Eukaryota, Fungi, Ascomycota, Dothideomycetes, Pleosporales, Pleosporaceae.
AUGUCGCUGAACGGGCUGGACAGCGUUGAGGUCACACAGGCGUACCAGGGUGCCCUCGCCGAAGCUGGUGGUUGGUUUUUGCUCAGGUACACAUCUAGAGAUGCUGUUGAAGUACUGACGCGGGGCACUGGCGGAGCAGGCGAGGCGCGCGCUGCAGUUGCCCAGUACGAGGAAAAGUCGCCGCUCUACGGACUGCUGUUGUACCGUCGUCGCAAGGUCCUGGUCAAGUACGUGCCUGAGGGCACAUCGCGACUACUGCAGGCUCGCGUUGCCGUCCACUUUAUCAACAUUGCCGAGAAGUUUGCGCCCCACGACAUCGUAUUGCCCAUAACCACGCCAGAUGAGCUUAGCGAUGCCGCCCUUACCUCUGCCUGCAGCUUGCAUACCGCCGCCCCUUCGAGCUCCUCGUCCAGCUCAUCGUCGCGUCAGCAGAAGCUUAGCUGGAUUCAGGAGGCCGCAGAAGAAGUGGGUGGAGACGAGAGCCUGACACGACCUAGCACCGCAAAGUCCACCAUACCCACCAUACUAGAGCCGCAGACCGAGGAGCCCGUGCCGAGUCUUCCAUCGUCUUCACAUGGAGAAUCUGUUCCGCUGAUACUAGACGACAAGGCCGUCGAGCACAAGUUGUCAUCGCAAAUUUCCCAUGUCACCAUGGAGACGGUAUCUGAAGGCCCGGUGACGCCCGAGACUGAUCUUUCUGACCUGCACGAUACCCUCAAGAGCUACGACUCACUAUUCGAAAAUGGCCCAGAGCCCAGAAACUCGUCGCAAACCACGCGGCCCAACUACGAUGAACUGUAUGAGCACUACUAUGCUCAAUAUACCAAGCCCAAAGUCAAGCUGGGGCCGCGGCCACGUCCGUCUCUCGAUGGCAAGCGACCAGCCACGUCAGGCAGUGCCCCGGCAGACCUCUCAAGGCCCAAAUCCUCACUACCAGCCGGUCUACGCUCCGCUAACCGAAAGGCGGCCGAGAGCAAAAUGUCCAAAUCCACCACACCCGGUGCACUACCUACUAUUUCGAUUCCCCCAGCGACGCAGGACCUUAACCCACCCAGCAUGCCACAGUCCCCGGUCUCAUCCCUAUACUCAACAAGAGGUCCUAUCAGUGUCAAGUCCAUGCCCGUGUCGUCAUAUAGAAGCCUGAACAGGUCUACGGGGCCAACACAAGAAAGGACGAGGCUGAUGAAGGCUCUCGAGUUGCGCAAAAAGCAACAGCAGCAGCAAAAAGACAAGAUACCCGAGGUGCAAACAGAGGAUGCUGAGGCCACGGAUGAUGAAGCUGAAGUCAAAACAAUUGUCACACCAGAGUCGGAAGAGACGGCCGAGGAAGAAUCUAGUCCCGAGAGAGAGACUCUGCUAGGUGAUGACUUGCAGUUCGCACACCGUCUGAGCAGUUCUGGCUUAACGGCGACGGAAAACCAAGCAGAGGCCGAUGACUUGAACUCAUCGUUCUCGAUAUCUUCGCCCGUAUCCGCUCAGACUCGUGGCUCGUCUGACGCGCCGUCAACACGGCCGUCGUCGAUAUCAGAAGAUGAGGCAGGAAUGGAAGAUUCGCAAAAGUGUGAAGAUGCGCACAAUCCAGACAUAGACGAACGGCAAUCGGUCGACAGCCAGCCAACUGUAGUACCCGAAAGCACCACUCCCGUCCCUGGAGAGGCUCCAAGCCAGCAAACUGAAGGGCCGGUAAUCACAGAACGAGCGCCUUCAUUCGAUGAUACAGAAGGUGAGGCGAGAGAAGUCCCGAGGCCAGCCGAAGAAAAUGUCCGACGCUCGAAUCGGGAAUCCACAAUCUACAUGCCAUCUGGCGACACAGAGGACGGACAGGCAAAGAAGCGCAACAGAGAGUCUAUGCUCAUGCCCUCUUCCAAGAGGCGAAGCUUUGGAGAAUCGAAAAAGGGAAAGCGCCGUGCGUUGUUGGACGCAGUCAAUGUCAGCGCGGAGAACUCCGAGGCCGAGUACCUGUCCGACGACUCCUUCAUGGAGGAACUCCAGAGCGCUACCGUACACGAGGCCAAACCCAUGUCGGUAUCCAAGUCCCCAAUCACGCCCUUUUUCCCGCGCAAGUCCUCUCACACGGACUUGUCGACACCUCCCAGGUCAGCCUCGUCCAACUACGCAGAGAGUACACCGCUGGAGCUUCACCAAAGUCCCUUGAUCAUCGACCAUCAAGUGGCAACCUUUACACCCAUGAGCCCUCCUCGUGGCAGGACUGAGCCUACUUCUCCUCGGGAAGUUCGCUCGUCACACUCGCGAGAGCAAAGUAUCGCCGCAUCACGGACAUCUUCUGAGAGCACCUGGAGGAACUUCGGUCGUAGAAUGAGCGAGUCCAAGUCAGUGCACAGCCAAGAGGGCGACGAGAAGAGAUCAGAGAAGAAGGAAAAGAAGGAGUCGCACAGCGGCAAGAAAUCUAGCAAGACCAGCAAGAUGUUCAAGCGCAUGUCUUCGUCCAUUUCAUCCAUGCCCUGGAAGAACUCGUCGAGCAACUUGGCAUCGUCCGAGAACGAUAUGCGAUCAACCUCAUUGGCAUCUCUUAGGGAGCCACCGCCUGCGGUCCACGUUGGAGACUUGAACAUCCAGUUCCCUGAUACCUUGCUCUGGAAACGCAGAUGGGUCGAAAUUGACGGCUCUGGCAACCUUGUCCUCAGCCCUUCGAAGCACAACGAAAAGGGCGUGACUAAACGCUUCCAUUUGAGCGACUUCCGCACCCCAUACCCGCCUGACCAAGAUCGACAAGAACUUCCCAACAGUGUCGUCCUCGACUUCAUCGAUGGACGAACACUGCAGUGCGCUUGCGAAACGUACAUUGGGCAAGCUCAGGUUCUGCAAAUUCUCCGCGAAGCGCAUGAUGCUUGGCUUGCGUACAACCAAACGCAGUAA